AUGCUUUCCUCUUUCCCCCACUUAUCAGACUCCGAGUUCAACGGAGCAUGCCAGCAUCUCCUCGACAGAUUCCAUCUCCACAGCCAUCAACAAGAAACAUGGCUAUCAGUCGACCUCCUCCACCAGUCCGAGACGACAUAUCUCAGAAUCACCACAGCACUGCUCAGUCCACAAACCACCCACAUAGAAGCCAAUAACCUCACCUCACACGACGAACUAGAGGACGACGCUGAUGAAGAAACCCUCACACCCACUGCACCACCUGACCCAACCAUCCACAACUCCAUCAUCCUCUCACCCACGUACCGCGUCCCUGUUCUCUACAUCCAUAUUUCAGACUCGCAGCACCGCUACCCGCCCACAAUGAUUAAUCUCUACUCCUACAUCAUCCCUCCGCAAUUCAAGGUGCAGACUGAGCAUGUCGGUGUUAUGGGGGGCAUUACUGUUACGGAUCAUCCGGUCACGAACAGCCCGGUCUUCUUCAUCCACCCGUGUCGAACGGCGGAAGUCAUGCAGGCCAUUGUGGGGGAGAGGGAAGUGAGUGCUGGGGAGUACUUGAUGUUGUGGAUUGGAGCAUUGGGGAAGUGUGUUGGACUCAAUGUACCGUUGGCACUGAUGCGAGAGAAUGAAACCAAGUAA
This is a messenger RNA of Dothidotthia symphoricarpi CBS 119687, 639 nucleotides long. RefSeq lists its product as uncharacterized. Bases 1 to 639 code for a protein of 212 amino acids. The transcript has a single exon. The record is from RefSeq and is a predicted model, not a curated record. Gene Ontology annotation, molecular function: Atg12 transferase activity. NCBI's taxonomy places the organism in Eukaryota, Fungi, Ascomycota, Dothideomycetes, Pleosporales, Dothidotthiaceae. Gene Ontology annotation, cellular component: intracellular anatomical structure. Gene Ontology annotation, biological process: macroautophagy; protein modification by small protein conjugation; protein lipidation.